Molecule: messenger RNA, 888 nt
Organism: Dipodomys ordii (Ord's kangaroo rat)
Lineage: Eukaryota; Metazoa; Chordata; Mammalia; Rodentia; Heteromyidae
Gene: Cimap3
Product: primary cilia formation
Exons: 7
Coding region: 1-771 (256 amino acids)
Biological process (GO): regulation of cell projection organization
Cellular component (GO): ciliary basal body
Molecular function (GO): cytoskeletal protein binding
Source: RefSeq, a predicted model, not a curated record
AUGACUCACCAAAAAGCAGAAUGUAGAGGCUCCCUCCUGCCCGUUCCCACCCGAAUAGUAGUAUCUGGAAAGAGGCCUACCCCCCUGCUGCGCAGUCGCGUUGGGAGCGGUCCCUCUAGCUUAGUGGCCCGCCUCCGUUUCCAUGGCAACGCAGUACACAUUGAGAGACUGAGCACGCUGGAGAUGUGCUUAAGCAGAUCCAGAUAUGCGGAAGGUUUGCCUGAUAACUACUUCUUUGGAACAUGUCAAUCAAGGAAGCUCUUUCCUUACUACCAUCCCCCAAACAGAUUGGGGAACAAGUUUCUCCCUAUUAGGGGGGCGCCCCACCGUGGGCCUGGACGGUACACAGACACAGAUUGGAAUAGCUUAGCAUACAACCUAUCUAAGAUUCCCACCAGUACAAAAGGAUAUACUCUCGGAGCCAGAACAGCUGCAAGAUUUAAGACAAUCAAGGAUACAACACCUUACCCAGGCAUGUACCAGAAAGUAAACACUGGUGAAAAGAAACUCAAGCAAAAUUUUGCUCCAUUUAAUACCAUGAUGCCUCAAUUUGGGAGCUAUUCAAAGGAACCUUCUUAUCCUGGUCCUGGCACAUACAACCCAGAGAAAAAGCCACCCUUAAAAGUUACUUGGCCUAUGGUAUUUGGAGCUCCAGACUGGGAUCAGGUUCCUUGUCUAGAGAAAAGAACCCUUAAAACUGAGCUGUCAACAGACAAAGACUUCAGAGAACAUCGGAACCGUGUGGCUUACUUCAGCCUAUAUUACAAUUGAGAAGUAGUCACUACCUUCAUGUGCUCUUCUUGACCAGGGGAUCUCCAGGACUGAGGAGAGAGGCCUUCUUCUACUUCUUCAUUAAUGUGGCCCUCUUGUCUGCCAGGGUGGGGCCAA